Messenger RNA from Mugil cephalus (flathead mullet), 6837 nucleotides. Its product is annotated as regulating synaptic membrane exocytosis protein 1-like. Gene Ontology annotation, cellular component: cytoskeleton of presynaptic active zone; presynaptic membrane. NCBI's taxonomy places the organism in Eukaryota, Metazoa, Chordata, Actinopteri, Mugiliformes, Mugilidae. Gene Ontology annotation, molecular function: small GTPase binding; transmembrane transporter binding. Gene Ontology annotation, biological process: calcium ion-regulated exocytosis of neurotransmitter; intracellular protein transport; regulation of membrane potential. The record is from RefSeq and is a predicted model, not a curated record. The transcript is spliced from 35 exons.
AUGUUCGCCUCGGUGGGCCCUCGGGGCGGCCCGCGCCCACCCGUCGCCCCGGCGAUCCCGGAGCCGGACCUCAGCCAUCUGACGGAGGAGGAGAGGAAGAUCAUCAUGGCUGUGCUGGCUCGGCAGCGGGAGGAGGAGGCGAAGGAGGAGGCCAUGUUAAAAGAAGAGAAGCCAAUCCAAGCAAGAACGGUGAACCUGGUCGGGCAGAAGAAACCUCCACAGCAGAACGACGUCCGAGGCAUCCAGCAGCAGCUGUCCAGCUACAGGGAGACGGUGAUCCGGCAGGCCACGGCGGCUGCGGGCUCGGCCGUUCACCGGGACGAUGCCCCGACCUGCGGAAUCUGCCACAAGACCAAGUUUGCGGACGGCUGCGGGAAUCUGUGCUCGUACUGCCAGACCAAGUUCUGCGCCCGCUGCGGGGGACGAGUCUCCCUGCGGUCCAACACGGAGGACAAAGUGGUGAUCUGGGUGUGCAAUAACUGCCGAAAGCAGCAGGAGCUCCUGACCAAGCCGGGCGAGUGGUUCACCGGUCCGCCCGGGAAGCCCGGCGGCCUCGGCUCGGCCGUCAGCGAGCCCUCUGUGUGCCAAAUGCUCGGGGAUAAAAAGUUCCGAUCUCACUCCCAAGCACCCCCGGGCUCUUCAGCCGCGAUUAAAGAUCCCAACUGGCCCAACGCUCCCGGAACCGCACCCGGCACAGAUGCCCGGUCUCUCAGCGAACCACCACGAGACACGAGAAACGGGAGGGGUCGGGGAGAGCGGCAUCCAGGCCAGCCCAAACUGCAGACCCAGGUCUCCAUGGACCGGGACCUCCGGGGGGAGUCCAGGGAGCGCAGGGAAAACCGGCGGCUGUCAAAGGGACGCUCUCUGGAGCACGAUCCCGUGGGAGGAGGGGCCGGGGUGAGACGGACAGAGGAGGGGGGUUACCACCACAUGGACACAUGAUGCGCUCCACUUCAACAGGGCGCGGCCCUCCUGGAAGGCAUGGCCACCCAAAUGCAGACCCGGCAGCGUGGAGGGGUCCAUCCGGGGGAGUGGAGCGCGGGAAACAACCACUAUUCACAACAAGCCCCUCCCCCUGAGCUCCGAGAGCCUCCCGGUUCGGGCCCUGGCCCGGCCUCAGGUCAGGGACCCAUAGUGAGACGGACCAAACGGGAGAAGGCUGAGAGCAUGCUGCGGAACGAUUCGCUUAGCUCCGACCAGUCGGAGUCCCUGCGGCCGCCGCCGCCACGGCCUUACAAGCCAAAACGAGGGUUGGGGGCCGGAGGGAAGAGGAAAACCAGCGUCAGCAGCUCGGAGGAGGAGGGAGGGACGACGCCUGAGUACAGCAGCUGUGAGGACGCCGAGAUCGAGAGUGUCAGCGAGAGAGGCGACUGGGAGUGCUACCCUCAUGACCCCACCGUUUGGCACCAUCCUGUAACCUGGCAACCAUCCAAGGAGGGGGACCACCUCAUUGGACGAAUCACGCUCAGCAAGAGGAGCGCCACCAUGCCCAAAGAAGCAGGGGCGUUGCUGGGGUUAAAGGUGGUGGGAGGCAGAGUAACGGAGUCAGGGAGAUUAGGUGCCUUCAUCACCAAGGUCAAGAAGGGAAGUCUGGCUGACGUGGUGGGACACCUGAGAGCAGGAGAUGAGGUCUUGCAGUGGAACGGGAAGUUGUUGCCGGGGGCGACUAUGAAGGAAGUUUACAACAUCAUCCUGGAGUCUCAAGCAGAGCCUCAAGUGGAGCUGGUGGUAUCAAGGCCUAUUGGGGUGUAUAGAAAAUAUCAUGAUAUCCCAAGAAUCCCCGACACGUCCCACCCUCCAUUAGAAUCUACAGGUUCCAGUUCUUUUGAAUCCCAGAAGAUGGAGAGACCGUCCUUAAAUGUCCUAUCUCCCUCCAGUCCCGGGAUGCUCCAAGAUGCUCCACAGUUGAUGCCAGGGCAACUCUCAGUGAAGCUGUGGUACGACAAAGUGGGUCACCAGCUAACAGUCAACGUGCUGCAGGCUGUGGAGCUUCCUCUAAGGCCUGACGGGCGGCCCAGGAGUCCUUACAUCAAAAUGUACUUCCUUCCAGAUCGCAGUGACAAGAGCAAACGAAGGACAAAAACGGUGAAGAAGACCUGUGAGCCCAAGUGGAACCAGACGUUCGUCUACACUCACGUCCAUCGCAGGGAUUUUCGUAACCACAUGCUGGAGCUGACUGUGUGGGACCAGCCUAGGUCACCAGAGGAGGACAGCACGUUUAUGGGAGAGAUCCUGAUAGAGCUGGAGACGGCCUUACUGGACGACAAACCUCACUGGUAUCCACUCCAAACCCAUGAUGUCUCAUCCAUACCGCUGCCCCGACCAUCCCCCUACCUGCCCCGACGACACAUAGACGCCCCCGGCAAGAAGCUGCAGCGUUCUCAGCGUGUAACAGAGCCUGAGUUUGAUGAGGGUACAGCAGUAGUAUCUAAAGCCGACGGGCGUGGUAGGGAGAGACAGCGGGAGUCCACAUCCACCCUGGAGGUGCCCGAACAGCAGAGGACGCCUGCCCAUCACAUACGUUCCCGCUCGGUGUCCCCGCACCGAGAGGAGCAGGGGCGCAACCGGUCGCGGCCGCCCAACAUUCCCACCCAGAGGAGUUUGGACGAUGAGCUUCCUCCCACCCGUCGUUCCCGUUCUCCAACCCGCUAUUACGACACAGCCAGAGGUCGCCAUCAGGGGGAAGAGUACGUGGAUGACAGUGAGGUCAUCAUGAUCCACCAAUCAAUGCGAGGCAAAAGUGCUGAGUGUCUGCACACCAGGAGAUCUUCUAGGCACAAUAACACGUUGCCGCCUAAGAUGCCGCUUUUGUUCUGCAGACGGGCAAACAGUGAUCUGCAGCCUUCUCUGGACAGGGUUAGGAGUGCUAGUGCCAACUGUCUGACUCCAGACACUCAUGCCCCCUCACCAGAGACUGAAAGAAAAUCUUUCCAUUCCCUGCCCCGAAGACGUCCGGCAAGUCCCAGGAUUCUUAUCCAACAUGCCUCCCCUGAAGAUGACAGGCAGCCUCGGACCCUGGAAACGCCUGAAUGUCAGACUCUUGGCAGGAAGCUCUCUGACAGUGGCAGGGGCCACCUCCAAGGCAGUGCGUCUCUGUCUUCCUCGGUGACGUCCUCAUCAGGCCGCAAAGUGAGGCAGCUCCCACAGCUUCCCCCCAAGAGCAGCACCGUAGAUCAAGCCCUGGUAGCAGAGGAGCAGGUACGUCAGCUCCAGAUAAGGGUUCGUUCCAACCGGGCGUCAGCUGCCACCACCUCCAGCCAACAGGAACUGGACCGAGCGCUCCAGAGCAAACGAGAGCUCUACAAGGGCCAGAAGAGCAGUGAAAAUGUUUCCCAUAAGUCCUCAGACAGCGAUGUCAGCGACGUGUCAGCCAUCUCUCGAACCAGCAGUGCCUCUCGCAUCAGUAGCACCAGCUACAUGUCCAUCCAGUCGGAGAGACCUCGGGGAUGCUUCAGCCGAGCCAUCCGCGUGUCCGGCCGCCAGAUGAUGAGCACCAGCGUGAGCGGGGAGAUCUACGGCAUGGAGCACGCCGACGGCAGCCAAUCAGACACGGCGCUCGGGAGCCUGGGGAGCGGCAUCAAGAAGCGGCGCUCGAGCCUGAGCCAACGUGUCGUCGCCAUCCUGCCGUCCAGACUGAGCCGGAGCACCUCGCAGCUCAGCCAGACAGAGGCGGCGGGUAAGGCGGCGGAAAGACAGAAAGAGGCGCCAACGGGAAAGAAGGGGGGUAAGGCCGGCAGCAGCACCAUCCAGAGGAGCGUGGAGACCGGCAGGGCGGUGGAGUAUCCCCGAGGAGGAACGGCCAUGAACCGGCAGACCAGCAGAGAAUCCACCGAUGGCAGCAUGAACAGCUACAGCUCUGAGGGGAAUCUGAUCUUCUCAGGAAUGCGGUUAGGCGCCGACAGUCAGUUCAGUGACUUCCUGGACGGAUUAGGUCCUGGUCAGCUGGUGGGCCGGCAAACACUGGCAACACCCGCGAUGGGUGACGUUCAGAUUGGUUUGAUGGAUAAGAAAGGCCAGCUGGAGGUGGAGGUGAUCAGGGCACGUGGCCUUACCCCAAAACCAGGCUCCAAAUCCCUCCCAGCUCCCUACGUGAAGGUGUACCUGCUGGAUAACGGAACAUGUAAAGCCAAAAAGAAAACCAAGAUUGCACGUAAGACCCUGGAGCCGCUCUACCAGCAGCACCUGCUCUUUGAUGAAAGUCCCCAGGGCAAGGUGCUUCAGGUAAUAGUUUGGGGCGACUACGGACGAUUGGACCACAAAUGUUUCAUGGGUGUAGCACAGAUCCUGUUGGAGGACCUGGACCUCUCGAGCACGGUGAUUGGCUGGUACAAACUGUUCCCGCCAUCGUCACUGGUGGACCCUACAUUAGCUCCGCUCACGCGGCUGGCGUCUCAGACGUCACUGGACAGCUCAGGACCGCCGCACGGUGUUCGAUCCUAGUGACCGGAUGGGGACCGCCUACCCCCCCCCCACCGCCCCUUCAAUACCCCCUUAAAACGGCAAAAUAAAUGGACCACACCUACUGGACCACAACUGAGCAGAGGGCGAGGACACGCCCCCGAGGACGGCUACAGGAUGCCCUCGGUCAACCAAUGAAAAGCCAGAGAUGGAGAGACAGGGAAUGAGAGAGAGAACUAGCCAAUCAAAGCUGGAGUCUGACAAUCAUGUCUCACACCUUCCCUCUUCCUACUCCUUAAACUUUGUUGUUUUCAGAGCUUUAGUUUCUUUUUCUCUUCUGGGCUGCAGCAGUGAGAGGUUUCUGUCCAACAUCCUUCACUCUUUUCUUUUUUUUGCGCAGCCCCUAUUAAUGGUCGACCUCAGAUCAAAGUGGAGUCCUCUAACUAUUAGUCCUCCAGCCAGCCAAUCAGAGUAGAGCUUACUGUUAGGUCACAGGGAAACGUGGUGUCAACAAAUGUGCGGGGAGUAAGUAGCAAACUGUCGCAGCCUCACGCAGCUAUGUAGAGGUCGGCUGUCGUCUCUGCGGGUGUUACCGUGCUUACAGUGUCUUAGCCGAGUACGCAGGGGCAUGGGGGUUGGAGGGUGGGGCAGCGGCGUGGCACAGUUCGGGAACCUUUACGGAAAAAAGGGAGGCUGCACAUGCACGUGCACAUUCUUAGCUUUGUUGCGAGAUGUACGAGAAGCACAAGGAAAGCUUGACUCCUUCGUUCAGAUGGAGGCAAAAACUUUUCUGUGUCUGAAGAAGAAGGAAAACGGAGGCCAAAUUAAUUCUUACCUGUUUUUAUUUUUCAUUUUAUUUAUUUGUGUCUUUGUUUGACCCAGAGCUCAGAAUGGCACCACAGGGUGCAGACUCCCUCUGUGUGCGGUUUUCAAGCGGUGGAGUGCCACAGGCCUACGGUGAAAAAAAAUCGAAAUAAAAUAAAAUAAAAGGCCAAGUUGCAUUUGCUCGAAGACCUUGUCACCCCCACCCCCACCCCCAAAAAAACCCGUCUCCUCCCCCUUUCUGACCCCGCCCCCCUCACCCCCAAGUAGGAGGGAGCAGCAUGACUCGGGGACGCCCCGCCCCCGGCCCCAAGCUGCAUGCACGUUUCUUCUUUCGUUCCGUUCGUUCGUUCGUUCUUUUUUGUUCCGUUCUCUACUCUUUUGGUUGAAUUUUUUUUUUUUCCUCUUUUGUAAAAUCGAAAGACGAGACAAAUUAACGAACAAUUCUCAAAAAAACAAAAACCAGAAAAAAAGACUAGACUGUGUGUGUGUUAGUUCCACAUACUUUUAGGCCAGCUUGUAUGUUGCAUGUUCUUGUACAGUUUGCUCGUACUGAAUAUGAAUACAAACCAAGAAAAGCCAAGCCAUCCCCACCCCACCCCCCCCAACAGGAGCGGACCAAUAAAGAGUGGAGGAAGGAAGGGGGAGGGGGGGGGUCAACUCCACCCAGGCCACGCCUACCACUCUGGGUCUAAAUAUCCAUAUUAGGAAGUCUCCAAAAAAAAACUGUCUUUGUUUAAGUUUUUUCUUUGAACCCUUUGGAAACCAGUGCUGUUCUGUAGUACUGAGUAUACUCGAGCCCCCGGUGUAUCUGAGGAUGUAGGCGUCUAAACUGUAGUUUUAGACAGCUGGGGCUAGAGGCAGAGAUAGAGAAUGUUGUGUAUAACAGCUAAAUGUAUAUGAAGUAUCAUUAUGAGUUUGACAGAAAUUAUAAAAAAGAUAUAGAUCUAUGAAUAUAAAAAAAAAAAAAAAGAGUAUCUGACUGUACGCCCGCCACCGACACACACACACAUGCACACCUUGUACAUACGAAUCAGGAUGAGCGGCUUGAACUUAAGUUACGAACAAACAAAACAUCGCUGACACGCGACAUUCCUGGUCUCGUUUGAGGGAGAUUCACCUCCAGCGCUCGGGCCGUUGAGCGGCACCGAGACACGAGGGGGGGCGCUACUAGCAGGCCUUUAUUUUUGUCCCAGUUGCAGAAAACAUGAGCAGAACAAAUUGGAAUAAAGUUUACGUUCGUCCCCUUAAACCUCCUCUUCCCCCCCCCACCCCACCCCCACCGUUUACGACCGUUGGUUUGGACUGGACUUCUGAAGCCAAUGAGAAAUCUGAUUUUGCAGACAUAUUUUGCAGAUUUUUUCUUUUCGUUUUUUCGUUGGAACCCUUUGGCGGUACGGCCGACUGCCCUUUCCUUUGUCAGUAUUACUCCAGGAAUACUGAUUGUUUACAGCCCAUGGCUCCCCACUCCCAAACCACGAUUCUCGACGAAAGACGAAGUAUUCACUACUGCAACAGUUCUUGUUUGUAUAACAGAUGUGGCUCUACUGAUGUGUAUGUUUUAUAUUCAAGAGUUCAUUUUUAUUAUUUACAAAUAAAAGACUGUGUGGAAGAAGA